ACAUUCGAAUCGGCUCAACAGCUGUGUACCCGUUUUAAAAUUCAAAACUGUAGUUUAUAUAACGAUUAUUUAAAUAGUAGAAAUGAGUUUCGAUAAUUUUAGAACUCCGAUGAAGAAUAGGCUUCAUUCUUUAGCCCUUGGCCAGAAUGGUGGCUUUGAAGCAAGCCCUGGCAGAAAAAUCACUGUCCCUGCAUCACCAUCAUUAGAAAGAUUAGGCUAUGGAACAGGAGUUAGUGUAUAUCUGAUGGAAAGGGCUCCUAUUUCUGGGGGUGGUUAUCGCUCUCCAUGGGCAGUUAAAAAAGUGGCAAAGCGAUUCGCCAAUCAAGAACACCAGGAUUUUAGUAAGCGUUUACUGGAAGAGGCAGAUAUCCUCAAGAAACUGGAACAUCCAAAUAUUAUUGGUUUUAGGACACUAACCAAAGCAGUAGAUGGAACCUGGUGUCUGGCAAUGGAAAAAGCAGAGAAUUGCUUGAUGGACCUCAUUGAACAACGUUUGGACAACAGAGCUGGCCCAUUCCCACCACACCAAAUUAAAUGUGUUGGUACUGAUAUUGCCAAUGCCCUAGAUUUCCUACAUACAGAGAAGCUGUUGAUGCAUGGUGAUAUGAAAAGUGGGAACAUACUCAUUUUUGGGGAUUUCAAAGUGGCCAAGCUGUGUGACUUUGGCGUUACCAUGGCACUCAAGGAAGCCAAUGGCCGAGCCAAAUCAGACCAGUUUUAUAUCGGAACUCAGGCGUGGUCUGCUCCAGAAGUCAUCGAUAUGGACGGGAGCUUUGAAAACGAUGAAGGAGCCAUUACCUGCAAAGCCGAUAUAUUUUCUUAUGGUUUGACCAUUUGGGAGAUGCUCAGCCUUUGUGUACCUCAUGCCGAUUUGCUGCAAGACAACGAAGAAGACGAAGAAGACGAUGACAAAUCAUAUGGAUCGGAUUGUCCUGAUCUGGCCUACCAAGAAGCUCUGGGUACUCGACCUCCAUUGCCAGACCUUCCAGAAGAGCCCGACUACAGCACUGCCAUUGCCGUUUUCAUUGCUACCACUGAAUACGAUCCUGAAAAGAGACCACUAGCUUCGGCAGUCAUGAACAUCUGGAAUCUUUCAAAUUAGAUGGCGCCUCAUGUGAAACGAAAAAAAAAAUACCCACUUUUCCAAAUUUCCAAUCUCUUUUCCCGAAAAUGUUUGUUCUUUAUCCGUGUAAGAGUUAUAUGUUGGUCGCGUAAUAAUAGAACCAGCAAUCGAUCUCACAUUCCAUACCUCAGUGAAACACGAGAUUUUAUCAUUCGCCGCACAUCUUUCGAAAGAUCGAACUAUGUCAAAUGUCAAAAUUGGCUCACGGUUGACGUGUGCACGCGUCCGCUCGGGACGUGAUCGACGACGACCGUGCAACGGAAACCUAGCGGAUCGUUAGACCGUGCUGAUCGAAUAUUUUUUAAUUUUCUUUUACUUUAUGUAAGCGUGAUACAUCAACGGCCCCCUGUUUGUGUUCGACUUUUUAAACGACACAACAAAAAAGAUACGCCUGGCGAUGCAUUUUAUGUGUCUGGCAUUAUUGUCUCGUGUUUGUUUUACUGAUCCAUCGCUCUUAUUUGUCAAAAGCAAAAAAAAAAAAAAAUGCAAUGGAGGAGAAAGGAAAGGAAAAGAACAACAACGUUAAUAGAUAUAUGACAGAGUUUGAUAAAGAGAU
Messenger RNA from Daphnia carinata, 1679 nucleotides. RefSeq names its product lymphokine-activated killer T-cell-originated protein kinase homolog. Gene Ontology annotation, molecular function: protein kinase activity; ATP binding. Bases 83 to 1102 code for a protein of 339 amino acids. Gene Ontology annotation, biological process: protein phosphorylation. The record is from RefSeq and is a predicted model, not a curated record. NCBI's taxonomy places the organism in Eukaryota, Metazoa, Arthropoda, Branchiopoda, Diplostraca, Daphniidae. The transcript is spliced from 3 exons.